Messenger RNA from Penicillium verrucosum, 183 nucleotides. RefSeq lists its product as uncharacterized. NCBI's taxonomy places the organism in Eukaryota, Fungi, Ascomycota, Eurotiomycetes, Eurotiales, Aspergillaceae. The coding region runs from base 1 to 183 and encodes 60 amino acids. The record is from RefSeq and is a predicted model, not a curated record. The transcript has a single exon.
AUGUUCUUGAAGAGUGAGGCUCCUCGGGAUCGGCUCGGCAGGCAGCCGUCGCUCCGGCUUACCUACGCCGAGCGGGACCCGCUGAGAGCCCGCGUUGGCAACCCGCCGUCUCGGGCCGGAGCGCCGGUGGGGGCCACAAUCGAAGUGUUUGACACUCCUCAAUUUGGACAUAAAUGGGAUUGA